Messenger RNA from Rhodofomes roseus, 1113 nucleotides. RefSeq names its product Alpha/beta knot methyltransferase. The coding region runs from base 1 to 1113 and encodes 370 amino acids. NCBI's taxonomy places the organism in Eukaryota, Fungi, Basidiomycota, Agaricomycetes, Polyporales, Fomitopsidaceae. Gene Ontology annotation, molecular function: rRNA binding; rRNA (pseudouridine) methyltransferase activity. Gene Ontology annotation, cellular component: small-subunit processome; nucleolus. Gene Ontology annotation, biological process: rRNA base methylation. The transcript is spliced from 6 exons. The record is from RefSeq and is a predicted model, not a curated record.
AUGUCCAUCGACGCCGCCGCCCAGCCCCGCCGUCGCCGCUACUCUGGCGCCAAUGCCGUCCAGAUCAUUCGCUCCCCCGCCGUCUCCGCCCCCCCGCCCCGCCCAAAGUCCACGCCCCCCGCUGAGCGGCCGCGCCAGCGUCGCCGCCAGGUCCCCGACGCAGAGCCCGACGACGACGAAAAAGAGCACAUGCAAAUUGAUCCCGACGCAGACUCGGACGACGCUUCAGAGUCCGCGUCCGACUCUGCUCCCGGCGCCCACCACCACCGCCAACAAAAUUCCGCUGAACCACGCCCGACCAAACCGCUGCCCCAGAAAAACAGGAGCAAGAUGGCUAGCGCGAACCCGGCCGCGAGCGGCCAGUCAAAGAACCCCAUGUACCAGGCCGCCAACCCGCACAUGCUCCCCGUCCAGGCGCACGUACCCAAGGGCCCGAAUGCGAACACCCAGCGGAGGCUGUUUGUCAUCCUCGAGCAGGCGUGCUUGGAGGCGUACAGGGUCAGCAGCAAUGGCCGCGGGAAGAACGGCCGCGAGGGCGAGGUCAAGUAUGCCCUCCUCAACUGCGACGACCACCAGGGCAUCCUCGCCAAGACCGGCAGGGACAUCGCAGAUGCGCGCCCGGACAUUACACACCAGUGUCUCCUCACGCUCCUCGACUCGCCCCUCAACAAGGCGGGCCUGCUCCAGGUGUACAUUCACACCGCCAAGGGCGUUCUCAUCGAGGUCAACCCCCAUGUGCGCAUCCCACGGACGUUCAAGCGGUUCAGCGGCCUGAUGGUCCAAUUGCUGCACAAGCUCUCGAUCCGCGGUGUGAAUGGCCCCGAGAAGCUUCUCAAGGUCAUCAAGAACCCGGUCACGGACCAUCUUCCCGCGAACACGAUGAAGUUGACCUUGUCGGGAGACGCACCCACGGUGCGGCUGUCGCGGUACCUGCCGACGCUGCCCGAGACGCACAACGUGGCGGUGUUCGUCGGUGCGAUGGCGCGAGGGAGGGACGACUUUGCGGACGGGGUUGUCGACGAAAAGAUCAGUAUCAGCGACUUUCCUCUGAGCGCAUCGGUCGCGUGCGGCAAGUUCUGCUGCGCACUGGAGGAGCUCUGGGAUAUAGUUUAA